Messenger RNA from Drosophila innubila, 1421 nucleotides. RefSeq lists its product as uncharacterized. The transcript is spliced from 4 exons. The record is from RefSeq and is a predicted model, not a curated record. NCBI's taxonomy places the organism in Eukaryota, Metazoa, Arthropoda, Insecta, Diptera, Drosophilidae. Bases 132 to 779 code for a protein of 215 amino acids.
CUAACGUUCGUGUCAAUAUCAAAACUCGGCAUCAAAACAGAGCUACCUGUGGCAGCGGCAACAGGCGAUAGCGCAGUGCGGUGCAAUUUCAAAUACCUAGAUUAUCAAAUAGCGAGAAUCCACAGACCAGAAUGUCGCAGUCAAAGUCCUUUGGAACGCAAUCACGCAAAUCUUAUGUAGGCCUUUUAUUGCUCACCGUGUGUGCAUUUUUGACGCAAGGUGUCCUGGCAGCAGCAACGGAUUCAGCCUACGGUGACAAUGAAGUGCAGAAGGAUAACGAGUUUCCAUCAUUGGUCAAGCGACCGGCAUUUUUUGUGGGUAGUCGAUAUGGACGCUCUAGCGGUAAUAGCGGCGCUGGAGGAAGUACUUCCAAUUCUGGAGUGGGUACCUCGAAGUCACGACGCCUAAUCAUUGUACCCCGCAAUGAUCGCUUCUUCCUAGGCUCCCGAUAUGGGAAACGCAGCGACGAAUAUCUAUCGCCCUACGAGCAAAGUAGCCUGAGCUUGGGCCUUAACAAGGCAUCCUUGCGGGAUGCGGAGCGGGAUUCCGUUGAGGCAGGCGGAGACAACAACAAAGGCAGCAGCAACAGCAGGACAAGAACCGGCCCGGCAAUGUCUGUGACCAUGUCCUGUGUGUACACAGGCAUCAGAGACUUUUAUCGCUGCAGCAACGUCAACACAGACGAGCUCAACCAUAUUAUGAACCGCAACGAUGCAAUGACAUUGGAUUCCAACAGCAUAGCCUCGGAGGAUACCAACACCAAUACCAACACCAAGUAGGAUGCCGGACAUCCUUGGCUUUAAGUGACAACGGCAAACCGGCGAUUGAUUGACCAUCCUGUUGUGACACCUGAUCCUCUGACAGUUAUUACAUACAUACACACUUCCUGUUAUCAUUAUUCUUUCGCUUUUCGCUAUUCGCGUAGCGCAUUUUAGUUUUCAAUAAGCAAACGGUAUUAAGAUUUUUAACGGGGCUGGAAAAGUUUUAAUACCCAAAAAUAAAUUGUAAAUAUACAUUCAUCUAUAUCGAUCGAUAUAUAUAAUACCUGCAUACCUUAACUAUCUAUUACGAUUAUUACACAAACUGGCAUAAGUGUUUACCUAUUAUAUACAUAAGCAAAUUGUAUUUAGAUUGUUAUUACAAUUACAUACAUGUGUAUAUCUCUGCUUUUCGCUCUCUAUUCAACUUUGCAUAUCGAAUAGAAUACAUUAGCUUAUAUCAAAUUAAUGUAUGUGAGUGCGCACAGUGGUCGACAGAAGUCAACGCACGAUCCCAACUGUGCAAUAAUUGGCGACACUGAAGAAAAAGUACUGUUGCUGCUUUAAAAUUAAACACAUUGAUAAAAGUAUGCGUUCAACUGAAAAAAUAAUAUUAGCAGUCCUUUAAAGAAUAUUAGGCAAUAAAAUGAUCCUUAAUAUUAA